AUGCCUAAGCGACAUAACUACGGCCAAAGCGACGACGAGGAAGAAGAUACUCGGACGUCGAAACGCGUCAGGACUGCCGGUAGCAGUGACGAGGAACAAGAGGCUUCACAGCCACCCCGGGCGCGUGCGAGUCGCACAGAUAAAGGAAAGGGCAAAGCAAGGGCUUGGAAUAAACGAGAUGUGAAUGCACACGGAAGUAUGAGUGAGGAUGAGAUAGACGAGGAAGCACAUGAAGAGGAGUUCGACAGGAUACAUGGCCCGGCCCUUUUGAGACGUCUCGCCAACAGACCGCAGAACAAGCUAGGGUCGAUUGCUGAGCACGGUGUCAUUGAAUAUGUCGAAAUGACUCAAUUUAUGUGCCAUAAAUAUCUGACAUUUCAUUUUGGUCCUCAAAUCAACUUUAUCAUCGGACACAACGGGAGUGGGAAGAGUGCAGUCUUAUCUGCUAUUACGGUGGCUCUCGGAGGAAAGUCAUCUUCGACUGGUCGUGGCAGUGGUCUUAAGUCAUUUAUUCGUGAAGGACAAAGCACCGCCGAAGUCACUAUCCACAUCAAGAAUCAAGGCGAAGAAGCAUACAAGCCCGAAAUCUAUGGUAAAACUAUCUCGAUCACUCGUAGAUUCAACAAAGAUGGUGGAUCGAGCUGGAAGAUCAAAGGGAAAGACGCUAAAAAGACCUACAGCACGAAGAAGGACGAACUUGAUGCCAUAUGCGACCACAUGAAUAUCCAGGUUGAUAAUCCCAUGAACGUCCUCACUCAAGACGCUGCGCGGCAAUUUUUAAGCGCCUCAAAGCCUGAAGACAAAUACAAAUUCUUCUUACGAGGCACACAGCUCGAGCAACUGUCUCAGGAGUACGAACUGUGCUGGGCGAACAUCCAUCAGACAGAUAAAUUAUUGGAAACCAAGGGCGAAGCCAUUCCCGAGCUUCUAGAGCGCAAAAUAGCGGCUGAAGCCAGAUGGAAAGAAGCUGAUCAGGCGCGUCAGCAACGAGUACUGAUCGAGGAGCUGAACAAAGAACUUGCUUGGGCUCAUGUUGCUGUGAAAGAAGCGGAGAUGGUUCAGAAGCUCAAUGAGCAUGCAAAAGCUGAACGUCGAUUACCUAAAAUCGAAGAAGCGGUACAGGAAGCGAAGGCUGAGUUUGAUAAGGCGUCUGAGAAAGUAUCCAUCCUAGAGGCACAGAUGUCAACCUCUGAUACGGAAAAGCAACUUAAUGACAAGAAACUAGCCAUUCAUGAGGAGAUGAAGGAAAAUAAAGUCAAGUUGAUGGAUAUUAACAAAGACCUCAAGCAGAUGAACCAGACUGUGGAGGCAUUGAACAAGACGAUCGAAGGGAUCGAGAAGGCCCAAAAGAAUGAAGAGGCGAAGAUGGCCAUCAACACACAGGAGAAAAGGGAGCAAACUCAGGCUAAGAUUGUUGAAACAAAAGCGGCCAUCGCGGGAUUCGAAGCGCGUCUCAACGAGCUAUCUAUCAAGAAGCGGGACAUUGAAUCAGAAGCGGAGAAAAUCAAGAGCGAGGGGCUGCAGUGGGAUGAGAAAAUGAAGGAGUACAUGGGACUCGUGAAGGAGAACGAGGGGUAUAUCGAGGCAGCGAAGAAGCGCGAGCACGAUGUCUAUAUUCCGUACGGCAAGAACAUGAAGCAACUCCUGGAUACAAUUCGCAAGCACAAAUGGCACGGCGAUAUGCCAUUAGGCCCUUUGGGCUUGCACGUCAAGGCCAAAGAUCCUAAGACAUGGGGCGAUAUCCUUCGUGCCCAGCUUGGGCGUCUGCUCAUUACCUUUGGUGUCACGGACCACAAAGACAGGCCUGCUUUGAAACGUAUGCUUGUACAGUCUGGAAACCCUUAUCAUGAGAUCAUCGUAUUUCAAAAGGAUUUGUUUGACUAUUCGACGGGGGAACCGCCUGAAAGAUAUCUCACUGUAUUGAGAGCUCUCGAGGUCGAUGAUCCUUAUGUUCUUCGGCUUUUAAUCAAUCAGGCUCACAUUGAAAGUUUGCUCCUUGCGCAUACUCGUAAAGAAGGAGAAGAAUUGUUGAAGACCCUUCGUGGCGGCAUGGCGUGGACCAACGAUAAAAUGGUUGUCCGAGUGUUCCCUGUAUAUUAUCCCAGGGAGGGAGGGGUAUCCAGUUCUCGGAUUAAUAUGAAACCUAUGAACGGCGCAAUGAGCCAACUGUUGACAGGACGAAAUGCGGCGGAGGAUAUCCGAUUCUACUUGGAGAAGAAAGAACAAGCACAGCAAGACUACACUUCUGCUUCGACAACUGUGGAUAACCUCAAAAAAGAGUACCACUCGAAGAAGCGUGAGAUUGAUGCGAUUGAGCGUGAGGAGAAGACUACACAACACAAUCUGAGGCAAGAACGUGCUAGACUCAACAGUCUUCAUCAAGAGGCGAAUGCAGAGCUUCCCGCUGGCCUGGCCGGAUUUGCGGAAGCUAAACUUGAAGCGCAAUCAGAGAAAGAAUCCAUGAUGUUGCAAAUCGAAGGUGUCAUGAGAAAUAAGAUGGCAGUGGAUACUGCGCAGAACAAACUCCAGCAAGAAUUGAAGAAUAUCAGAACCACUAUCGCCGAGUUCGAUCAGCAAAGAGCAACUAUCCAGAGAAAAAUGGAAAGCGCUGUCGAGGUUCGCGUUAAAGCUCAGAACGCCAUGCUUCAUUACGAAAGUAAACUAGCUGAGGGGAAGAAAGCUGUAGAAACCGCUCUGGAAGCCGCUCAGGUUGUGGAAGAAGAAUUCAAGGCAGGUUCGUGGACUAAGGAAGCAGAAACUGUCGCUCCCGAACGAAUUGCGACGCCGCGUAAACCUGAUGCCGUCAAGACGCAUAUUGCGUCUUUGAAGGCAGCUCUUGCGGAACGAGCCAAGAAAACUGGUGCUUCACUGGAGACAUUGGCGAAACAGCUCACAGCCGCCGAAGAGUCUUUAAAAAAGGCCGAAGCAGAAAUAAAAGCAAUGAAGAACCUAAACGCGGCUCUCACAGAGUCUAUGUUAGUUCGUUCUCAUCGUUGGGAUGACUUCCGGAUGCACGUUGCUCUACGAUGCAAACAUAUCUUCCAACACCAUCUUUCCAAUCGGGGAUACUACGGUAAACUUUACUUUAAGCAUUUCUCCCAUCAGCUGGACAUCCGGGUUAUUACGGACGAUCAAAUGCAGACGCAAGGUGCUGCUCGCGACAAAGAUCCAAAGUCACUUAGUGGAGGUGAAAAGUCGUUCUCAACUAUUUGUCUACUGCUUUCGCUUUGGGAAUGCAUUGGUUGUCCAAUUCGCUGCCUUGACGAAUUCGAUGUGUUCAUGGAUGCUGUGAAUCGCCGCAUCAGUAUGAAGAUGAUGAUCGAUACUGCAAACACUUCGGACAGGAAGCAGUACAUUUUGAUCACUCCUCAAGAUAUGGCGAACAUCAAAAUUACGCCGAGCGUCCGCGUACUGAGGAUGUCGGAUCCUGAACGCGGUACAAAUGGCACUCUUCCGUUUACUUCAGCCAACGGCGAUUGA
Molecule: messenger RNA, 3480 nt
Organism: Psilocybe cubensis
Lineage: Eukaryota; Fungi; Basidiomycota; Agaricomycetes; Agaricales; Agrocybaceae
Exons: 21
Coding region: 1-3480 (1159 amino acids)
Biological process (GO): double-strand break repair via homologous recombination
Cellular component (GO): Smc5-Smc6 complex; nucleus; site of double-strand break
Molecular function (GO): damaged DNA binding; single-stranded DNA binding; ATP hydrolysis activity
Source: RefSeq, a predicted model, not a curated record